AUGACGGCAAAUUCAAAUGAGAAGUCAUUUGAAAUGAAUGCUAGUAAGAUCGGUGAGAGUAAGAAUCAUCAUGGUCCAAAUGGUGAAAACCAUGAUCUUGACGUGCAUAAUGGUAGCAAGAUAGAUGAGAAGGAUACUUUUGACAAAUUACAGUUACCAGAAUAUCCAGCCGAUGCUAAUAGUAUCAACUCAUCUACUCCCUUGUCUCCUGAAUAUUCUUUAAAGCCUGAAGAUUUAUCAAAAUUGCAUGAUCCAAAGUCAUUGAAAUUUUUAGAUUCUUUAGGUGGUAUUGAAUCUUUAGCUCACACUUUGAAUACCAAUAUUCACAAGGGUAUUAAUGAUCAAGACGAAGAUGACCAUCCUCAGAGAAUCCACUUCUACGGUGAAAAUAAAUUACCAAUCAAGACUCAAAAGAACUUUUUCCAAUUAUGUUGGGAGGCUAUGAAGGAUAAGGUUUUAAUUUUAUUGUCCGUUGCUGCUGUAAUUUCUUUAGCUUUAGGACUUUAUGAAACGUUUGGUACUGACACCAUGUAUGACGUGGACGGAACUCCUUUACCAAAGUUGGACUGGGUCGAAGGUGUGGCUAUCUUAGUCGCUGUUAUAAUUGUGGUGGUUGUAGGAGCUGCCAAUGAUUACCAAAAGGAAAGACAAUUUGCUAAAUUGAAUGCCAAAAAAGAAGAUAGGGAAUUAAUUGUAAUUAGAAAUGGUAACCAAAAAAUGAUUUCAAUUUAUGAUUUGGUCGUUGGUGAUGUCUUAAACUUACAAACUGGUGAUGUCAUUCCAGGUGAUUGUGUCUUAAUCAGCGGAGAGGUUGAAUGUGAUGAAAGUGCUUUAACCGGUGAAAGUCAAACUAUCAAGAAAAAGCCUGUCGCCGAAGCCCUUAAAUUUUAUGAUGAGAAUGUAAGUAGUGUCAAUAUUGAUUUAGGAAAUAGUGAUGUUAAAUUCAAAGAUCCUUUCUUGAUCUCAGGUGCCAAGGUUUUGAGUGGUUUAGGUAAUGCGUUAGUAACAGCUGUUGGUGAAAACUCCAUCCAUGGUAGAACUAUGUUGAGUUUGAAUCACGAAAGUGAAGUUACUCCAUUACAAGCUAGAUUGGACGAUUUGGCUGAAGGUAUUUCCAAAUAUGGUUUUUUGGCUGCUUUGGUUUUAUUCUUUGUCUUAUUCAUUAGAUUUUGUGUGAGUAUAGCACCAAAUGGUAAAUAUCAUGACAUUGAAGCUGCUGAAAAAGGUAAAAGGUUCUUGGAUAUUUUGAUCACUGCCAUCACUAUUGUUGUUGUUGCUGUUCCAGAAGGUUUACCUUUGGCUGUCACUUUGGCUUUGGCAUUUGCUACUACUAGAAUGGCUCAAAAUGGUAAUUUAGUUAGAGUCUUAAAAUCCUGUGAAACAAUGGGAGGUGCUACCGCUAUUUGUUCUGACAAGACUGGUACUUUGACCGAAAAUAGAAUGAGAAUUGUAAGAGGAUACUUCAGUAACGGUUUAGAAUUCAAUGAUAUGGUUUCCAACAAGUAUGAAGCAAAAUCCAAAGACAUAGCUUCAAGAAUUCCAGCCUUUUUGAAGGGUGUGUUCAUUGAUAAUGUCGUCUUGAAUUCUACAGCCUUUUUCAACACUGAAUACGACGAAGAAUUAUCCAAAAAGUUAAAGUCUAAACCUCCACAUAAGAACAUUUUCCAAAGAAUGUUCCUGGGAGAAACUGAACUCGAAAAGCUUAGAAGAACCGUCAAAUAUGAAAAUAUUAGUGAACCUUUCUUGGGUAACAAGACUGAAUCCGCUUUAUUGAUUUUAUCCAAAGAUACUCUUGGCGUUUUCGAUGAUGAAUCAUUGGAGGCCAUCAGAGAAAGGAGAGCUUCUGAAAUUGUUCAAGUUAUUCCCUUUGAAAGUUCAAGAAAAUGGUCAGGAAUCGUUUUAAAAACCAAAGAAGGUUUCAGAUUCAUGUUCAAGGGUGCUGCUGAAAUUGUUGUCAAGAAUUGUGGUUAUAAGUACGAUCCUGAGACUAGUGAUAUCAUUCCUAUUGACCGUGAUGCCAGAGACGUUGUCUUGAGUAAAAUUGAUGAAUUUGCAAAUGAAGCAUUGAGAGCUAUUGCCAUUGGACAUAAAGAUUUCAAUGGAAUCACUUCUUGGCCACCUGCUGAAAUUGCUAAUCCUGAAAGUCCAGCCGAAGCUGCCACCGAAAAAUUAAUUGAUGUCAAUGGCUCUGUUUAUGAUGAAAAUAAACCUCAAGUUGUUUUGGAUAUUUUAGUUGGUAUUCAAGAUCCUUUGAAAGAAGGUGUUCCUGAAGCUGUUUUGAAAUGUAAAGAAGCUGGUGUUUCUGUUAGAAUGGUUACCGGUGAUAAUUUACGUACCGCAAAAGCCAUUUCCCAAAGUUGUUACAUUUUAACUCCAGAAGACUUAACUAGUGAAUAUGCUUCAAUGGAAGGACCUGAAUUCAGAAAAUUAACCAAACAACAAAGAAGAGAACUCGUACCUCAAUUGAGAGUUUUAGCUAGAUCGAGUCCUGAAGAUAAGAGAAUUUUAGUUGAAACUUUGAGAUCAUUAGAUGAAGUUGUUGCCGUCACUGGUGAUGGUACUAAUGAUGCUUCAGCAUUGAAAUUAGCUGAUGUUGGUUUUUCUAUGGGUAUCAGUGGUACUGAAGUUGCUCGUGAAGCUUCUGAUAUCAUCUUGAUGACCGAUGACUUUACUGAUAUUGUUCAAGCCAUCAAAUGGGGUAGAACUGUUGCCGUCUCCAUCAAGAAAUUCAUCCAAUUCCAACUUACGGUUAACAUUACUGCUGUUGUAUUAACUUUCGUGUCAGCUGUGGCUUCGAGUGAUAACCAUUCCGUUUUGACUGCAGUUCAAUUGUUGUGGGUUAACUUGAUUAUGGAUACUUUAGCUGCCUUGGCCUUGGCCACCGAUAAACCUGAUGAUUCAUUCUUGAAGCAAAAACCGGCUGGAAGAAAGUCUCCUUUGAUUUCUAUUUCAAUGUGGAAAAUGAUUUUAGGUCAAUCAAUCACACAAUUGAUUGUUACUUUUACUUUACAUUUUGGAGGUAAAAAGCUUUUCUUCAAUGGACAAGCAGUUUCCUCUCAUCAACAGAAAGAAUUGAAUUCCAUGACUUUCAACGCUUUUGUUUGGUUACAAGUUUGGAAAUUGGUUGUUACUAGAAAAUUAGAUGAAGCUUCUGAUGUUACUACCAUUAGAGGAAGACUUACUGCUUACAAUUUAAAUUUUUUCCUGCAUUUAUUCAGAAACUGGUACUUCAUUGGUAUCGCUUUAUUGAUCAGUGGAGUUCAAGUAUUAAUUAUGUUUGUUGGAGGUGCAGCAUUCUCUGUCACCAGAAUGCCAGGAAAUAUGUGGGCCACUUCAAUUUUAUGUGGUUUCAUUUCUAUCCCAGCAGGUUUAAUCAUUAGAAUUAUUCCAAACACUUGGGUAGUCAAGAUCUUCCCUACCAGAGCAUUCAAUGCAUUCAUAUAUUAUGUUGGUUUCAAUUUCUUAAAGAAGAAAAAGCAACCAGAUUUAGAAGCUAAUGAUAACGAAACAAAUGAAACACAUUAA
Molecule: messenger RNA, 3525 nt
Organism: Yamadazyma jaroonii
Lineage: Eukaryota; Fungi; Ascomycota; Pichiomycetes; Serinales; Debaryomycetaceae
Source: the annotation of a GenBank genome assembly